Molecule: messenger RNA, 1328 nt
Organism: Hypoxylon trugodes
Lineage: Eukaryota; Fungi; Ascomycota; Sordariomycetes; Xylariales; Hypoxylaceae
Exons: 2
Coding region: 109-744 (211 amino acids)
Source: RefSeq, a predicted model, not a curated record
UCUCUUUCUCAUCUUCAUACCCAUCUUCACCAUUUCCUAUCUAACUCAGAAACGUCAAGGAUAUCAAGGAUAGCUCUAGCUCCAAAAGGAAAUCCUUGAUAGUUCGUCAUGGAAGAUUCGGAAGACACUGCCGCUGCUAUGGCACAAGCUAUGGGCUUUUCGAGCUUUGGUGCCCAACAUAAUUCCAAUAAGCGGCGCAAAUUCAAUCCCCGCGCCGACGCUGUAGUGGCCUCAACUUCAACCUCCACCAUUCCUCUUCAUCACAAUGGUGCCGUCCAAGAGGUGUCUUCAGGUUCGAACGCGACGCCUUUGGGUGUGAGAACCCGUAAUCCAGACGAGGUCGAUCUCGGGGAUGAUGAAGAUGAAACCGACUUUUCCAAUAACGUAUCACGCAGCAGUCCCAAAAACGCAGAUGAUCCAGAACCGCAGUACUUGGAUACGUCGCGCCCACCCACGGUCGCUACGGACGAUCCGAAUGAUGAUAUCCAAUCUAAGAUCGAUACUAUACUUGGGGAGCCUUCAAUUCGUACUUUUCCCAUGUUCGGCACCGGCGAUGGAUCUCGUAGUCGAGGUGGUCAUACUGGUAACCAAGUACAUCGAAGUCAUGGGCAUGGGUCAGGAGAUAAGUGGUGGGAGGACUAUUACGACCCGAGCUCGAAUGUUAACCCAUGGGAUCGGCUCGAGCAGUCAAAGGGCUUGGAACCCAGAGGAAGUUGGAUGUCGUGGGAGGAAGCAAAGAGAUGAAUUCGUCUUGUCAUUUUCGAUCAAGUCGUCCAUCCGUCGUCCUUUGUCAACCGUCGUUGACACGAUAUGCUUCGGCUUUAUCAGAUAUAUGAAAGUUACAUUCAGGUUGCCCGAUACCCCUUAGGCAUCACCGCGUCACGUGACAGGAUGGAUGGAGAUACAUGAUGGGCCCUGCCUUGAUCUAUGACUCGCCGUCCCAUACGACAGAUCGAAGAAUGGCUGUACCCCUCUAGCCUUCAUUGGUCUAGAGAGGUACAUACGAUUAUGGUACACCGUGUCUAAGACACACGUACACACAUGCGAGAUACUGGGUCAAGUCACUGAACGGGGAAUCUCUUGUAUUACUCUGUCGAGAAGAAGUACAACGCCGGCCCAAUAAAACCCUCUAAGGAAACUCUUGGCCCAAAACAGGGCAGCCACCGUUCAUGCCGCCGCCAGACUUAUUACAAAAAGGGCAAUACCCAUAUCCCAAAAUGGAUAAGUGUCCUCCCAGCGCUAGGUUACGGAGGAGGAGUACGUGCUCUAUCUAGGAGUACAUCCUCAUUCUUACGCCCCCGAGUGUGUCCCUAAGAAACUCGAUCGAC